AUGGCUGACGCGAUCAUCUCCAUGCUACUGGAUCGGCUGUCUUCAACAAUUUACGAGUACAUUGAUGGAGAGGUGAAACUUGUUUUGGACGCCAAAAAAGAUGUUGAAGAAUUUGCUGGCAAUCUCAGAGCUAUUCAAGCCGUUCUCGAAGAUGCAGAGCAAAGGCAGGUCAAGGACGGCAGCGUGAGGAUCUGGUUAGAUCAGCUCAAAGACAUAUCCUUGCAGAUGGUGGAUGUGCUGGACGAGUGGAACACUGACAUGCUGAGACAACAGGUUGAGAAGCAAGAACGAAAAGGUGAAAAUGCUCAUGUUCCUGAGAAGAAGAAGAAGAAGGUAACUUUCUCUGUUUUCUCUAGCUGCUUUUGUUUUCGCAAAACCAAAGAGGUGAUUUUUCGCCGUGACAUUGCGAGUAAGAUAAAAGAUCUGAAUGGUAAACUAAGUAGGAUCAAUGAGCAAAGACAAAGGUAUGGGUUUCAACACACAGAAAGAGGCAUUCAAGAAUUACCUGAACGACAGAAGACUUCGUCUUUUGUCGUUGUGUCAGAGGUAUUUGGUCGAGAAAAGGAAAAAGACAUUCUGAUAACAAAGUUGUUGAGUAAUGGUAGAGAAGAUCGAAGGGGGCUCCUUAUCAUCCCUAUUCUAGGGAUGGGAGGAAUGGGAAAAACAACUCUAGCCCAACUUGUUUAUAAUGAUGACAAGGUUAAAGCCUAUUUUGAAAAGAGAGUGUGGGUUUGUGUCUCAGAUCCUUUUGAUGAGAUUAAGAUUGCCAAAGCUAUAUGCGGUGAUAAUGCCCCAAACUCAAAUGAGUUAGAUGAUGCCUUGCAAUAUAUGUCAACAUCCCUCGAGGGCAAAAGGUUUCUCCUUGUCCUAGAUGAUGUGUGGACCCACGAUUGUAAAAAGUGGGAAAAUUUAAGGGCACCACUAAUUCAGCAUGGUGCUCAUGGCAGUAGAAUAUUGGUGACCACACGAAAGCAUGAGGUCGUUGAUAUGAUGAGAGCAGAAAAUGAAAUGAUCAAUUUGGGAGAGUUGCGUGAAGAAUAUUGUUUAUCAAUCUUCAAUCACAUGGCAUUUGCUAAUACAGAAGUAGAUGAGUCCAAGGCGUUUGAAGAUAUUAGUAAGGAUAUUGUGAAGAAAUGCAAGGGCUUACCUCUUGCUGCAAAAGCUUUAGGUGGUCUCAUGUACAAUAAGAAAACACGGAGGGAAUGGCUAGAUGUCUUGAAUAGUAAGAUAUGGGAUCGAGAAGAGGUGGAGCAAGAAGUUUUUCAACCACUUUUUCUAAGUUAUUAUGAUUUGGCCCCAGCAGUCAAAUGUUGCCUUUUGUAUUGUGCUUGUUUUCCUAAAGAUCAUGAGUUUGAGAGGGUUAAGUUGAUUAAUCUUUGGAUGGCACAAGAUUAUCUUAAUUCCAAAGGAAAUAAAGAUGAGGGAGAAGUUGGUCAAGCAUUUUUUGAUAACUUAGUAGCACGGUCUUUUUUUCAAGAUUUGGAGAAAGAUGAUGUUAGUGGUAAAAUUAUAGGUUGCAAAAUGCAUGACAUCGUUCAUGACUUUGUGCAAUCUCUCACCAAGAACGAAUGUUUGAUCAUCGAUGCUAAGGGUGUUGACAAUGAAAUUGAGGUUUUGGGUGAAAAGGUUCGUCAUUUGACCUUAAAGUCGGAACAUGCUGAGUCUCUCCCACCUUCUAAUGCAUAUUACAAUUGCAAAAACCUACGUUCACUCACAUUUUUGGAUUCAUUGAUUGCUGAGAUAGACUCAAAUUUUAUUCUACAACUGAAAUGUCUUAGGACAUUAAAUUUGAGUUACUGUGGCAUAAGUGAAGUCCCAAAGGAAAUUGGUGAAUUGAUACAUUUGAGGCAUAUUGAUUUGUCAUGGAAUGCUGGUUUGGGGAUAUUGCCGGACAGUAUCUGUGAGUUGUACAAUUUGUAUACCUUGAGCCUCAUUGGUUGCUGGUCACUUGAAAAACUACCUGAUAACAUGGGAAAGUUGAUUAGCUUAAAGCACCUGUAUGUUGGGUUCUGUGAUAAGCUGGAGUUCUUGCCAAAAGGAAUUCUCAGAUUAAAAAAAUUGAAAAGAAUUGAUGAGUGUGUUGUGGUUUGGGGUGAGGAUGAAGACAGAGCAGCAUUACAAGUGGGAGAUCUGAGAGUCUUGAACCUUGAGGGCAGUCUCACCAUAAAAUUGAAGGGGAAUGUGAAUGACGAGAGGGAGCUUGAGAAGGCACAGUUGUGGGACCUGAAGCAAUUGUUUCAUCUUGAAAUUUACUCUAAGGAUGUCUUUUACAAGCAGACAAAGAGCACAAUAGAAAUACUAAAUGCUUUACGACCGCACGAGAAUCUGGAAUCCUUACGUAUUUCUUAUCAUUCAGGCACCACCUGCCCCAAUUGGAUGAUGUCUUUGCGCAACUUAAGAAUCAUCUUUCUAUAUCAAUGGAGUGAAUGCAAGUUUUUGCCUCCUCUUGGGAAAUUGCCCUACCUUGAAAAGCUGACUUUGUGGAGUAUGGAGAAGGUGGAAAAGAUUGGUGGUGAAUUUUUGGGAAUAGUUGACUCAGAUGAAACGUCCUCGACAUCAUCAUCAUCCACCUCAUUUUUUCCAAAGUUGAAAGAAUUCACAAUUGUGGACAUGUUAGCGUUGGAGGAGUGGGAAGUAGGCGUGGAAGGGUGGAACAAAGAGGAUUCAGAAAUUUCAAUCAUGCCAUGCCUUUCCUCCUUAGAAAUUUGGGACUGUCAAGGCAUAAAAACACUGCCAGACUUCCUCUGCAAAACACCACUGCAGGAUUUUACAAUUGAGAAUUGUCCCAUGCUUUCAGAGCGCUGUAAACAAGACAGUGGAGAGGAGUGGCCCAAGAUUUCUCACAUCCGAAACAUCAAAAUCUCAUAAUACAGAUACGAGUAAUGUGGAUCAACUGGUGAUUUGCGAGCUAGGCAUACAUAUUAAUCUUCUUUUAAAAGAAAAUAGUAAGACUUGAGCAAAGGUGAGCCAAAUUAAAGAGCGUCAGUUGAGGUCACCUUCAGGUUUCUCAUGAGGGAUUCUGUAGAAGCUAAAAGCGUGAUGUCGACCAUCAACAUACCACUACUGAAGCUUCCCCACAAAUUUUGAUCAUCUUCACCGAAGCCAUGAGAACUUGCAGGCAUUGGAAAGUGAUUCCUCGAAGCAUUCCUCUGCUG
Molecule: messenger RNA, 3155 nt
Organism: Pyrus x bretschneideri (Chinese white pear)
Lineage: Eukaryota; Viridiplantae; Streptophyta; Magnoliopsida; Rosales; Rosaceae
Product: putative disease resistance protein RGA3
Exons: 4
Coding region: 1-2868 (955 amino acids)
Biological process (GO): defense response to other organism
Molecular function (GO): ADP binding
Source: RefSeq, a predicted model, not a curated record